This is a messenger RNA of Cladophialophora immunda, 2659 nucleotides long. RefSeq lists its product as uncharacterized. NCBI's taxonomy places the organism in Eukaryota, Fungi, Ascomycota, Eurotiomycetes, Chaetothyriales, Herpotrichiellaceae. The record is from RefSeq and is a predicted model, not a curated record. The transcript has 2 exons. The coding region runs from base 255 to 2447 and encodes 730 amino acids.
CGGGUCUUUAAAGGCGGCACGGUCGAGGUGAGCCGCAUGCGAGCUGCCUGCAGUUUUCCGUCUUUUAUCGCUGCCAAUGGUCUGGACCAUUCAGCCUCGUAUUCGGCUAACUUUGCUGCUGCCUUGGACCUCAACCUACGACCACCACCCACCUUUAGCUUCAACAAACUUUUGUUGCUGAAAUGAUUGAUGAAAACGAAGGAUCGCGGAGAACAAACCAGCAGGAACCCGUGUCACGGUUCGGACGAGUUUGAAUGGAUCCGCUCAGCAUCGCAACCGCCACAUCGAGCCUCGUCUUCUGCGUCGUGCGCAGCGGCAAGGCUCUGGCGGGCAUUUACGAGAAGUACCAAGAUGCCCAGCGGUGCGUCUUCAUGAUGCAGACAGAGUGCACCGUGCUGGCCGCGGCAUUGUCUCAGCUACAAAUGCACUUCUCGACCGUCUCUAAGUCGGCUAUGGCUCGAUAUCCCGAAUUCGUGAUCGAAUCCAUCGACCUCUCCCUGGUCGGAUGCACACUGACCCUCUCGGUGCUGAGCAAGGAGAUUGAGAAGUUGGCGGCAGCAGACGGCAUCGACAUUGACAAGAACAAGCCCGCCGCCAGGCUAGGGAGGGGCAAGAAGAUCAAGUACCUCUGGAAGGAAGAGUCGAUGAAUGAACUUCUCCAGCAGCUCCGCGGCCAGAGCUCGGCCUUGAACCUGCUGCUCAGAGCACUCGACUCGUCCUCGAUCGAUCAGAUCCUGUCCAUCCUGCGAUCUGGACAGGACACAUUCCAUCAGGUCCAGCGAGGGGCGGCGUCCAUCAGACAGGCGCACCCUCAGGAACACUAUGCCGAGAGUAUUCUGGAUAUGAAGUUCGAUGACACGCAGACUAUUUACUCAUUGGAUGACUACAAAGCCUUGCAUGACCGCGAUGUUCCGGACCCGAUCAUUUCCAGCCUUGGAUCAAUGAGCUUGGGUCCAAGCCGGAACACUCCCGAAUCGCGCCCAGCAUCAACGGAAGUCCCAUCGCAUGAAGGAGGAUUGCACACACAUUAUGAUGCCAAAUAUGACCUGUGGUACACCAUCGAUCCGCAGACACGCGAAGUCCGCUAUCUUCCCAAACUCUCUCCCAAUGUCCCACUCGCCGCAGAUUCUCCGCGGCCAAAGCCAGCCUUGAAUCGAAAGCCAGUGCCAGCGCCAGUGCAGCUAUCGAAGCAGACUAUACCUAGCCCCGCGAUCCAGAAUGCGCAGCCCGCACGGGAACCAACACAACCACGUCCUCCCUCGGCGCCCGAGGAGCAACUGGACUUUGCGCCGUGGAAGAUGAACACGGACGCGAAGUUCAAAACCGCGCUCGAGAACCUGCGCAAGGAAAAGUCCGCGCCGGCCAUGGCAGUAGGCAUCGUGUCGGCCGACGCCCCGCCCAAGAUCCAGGUCGUCGGGUACCGGAGGCAGGGCUGCUCGACGGCGGUGACGCGGGCCGACUGCUUCGUCGUAGCCAACAGUAACGCCUUCACCAACACGGUGCUGGGCGUGCUGGUCGAGCGGGGCCUGUUCCGUUGGGACGAGACAGUGCUGGAGCUCUUCCCGUCGCUGGCGGCGAGUCGCGUGCACCCGUUCCAUCACCAGACCACCCUCGCGAUGCUGGCGGCCCACCUGUCCGGGUUCAAGGCCUACAUCACUAGCGUCGAGGAGGGUGAACUGUUCGACUACAUCCGCCAUGGUGGCGCCAGCGUCGAGGACCAGCGCUUCGCCGUCGCCAUCUCGUACCUAGGCCGGCCGCCGGACACGACACCCGGAACCGGCGGGUAUGCGUGGAACUGGGCCAACCCCAUCCUGAUCGCCUCGGCCAUGGAACAGCGCACGGGGACCUCUCUGGAGAGUCUGGUCAAGUCGCUCGUCUUCGACCCCCUGGAGAUGUACUCGGCGAGGUUUGGCAGAUCGGAGACGGACAAGAACGCGUCCAUGGGCACUGCCGCCACCGUUGACAAUCCCACGCAGCCAUGCGGCCACCACGCCGAUACAAGGGAGCCGCUCGACCCGGCACACUAUGUCUUGCACCGCGGCGCCUUCUACGCCUCGACGGGCAUCUCCUGCUCGGCGCCCGACUACGCGGCCUUUGUGGGCAUGCACCUGCGCGCUGCCAUGGGGAUGCCUACAGCGGUAUUGCGCGGCGACAGCGGCAGCGUAGGCGAAAACACCGCCGCGAAUGGUGGUGGUGGUGGUUUCUUCUACACCAAGCUGGGGCCGGAUCAGAUUUCGACGCCGGGGUGCUGGAUGACCGCGACCCGCGACUGGGCCGGCGGCGAGGCGAUAUGGAUGGACGGCCGUUGCGACGGGUGGGCGUGCACGACGUGGAUCGCGCCGCUGACGGGCAAGGCGUACUUUGCCCUCGUCAAUGUCGACGGCGGCAUGGGCGUCAAGAUCGCCGAUGAUGCGGUCAGUCUGGUCAUUCGCCAUGCGACCCGAUGAGGGAUGAUUGCAGUGGUGACCACCAAGUCGACACAGCAAUACGGGAAAUGAAGCAAGAUUAAGAGCAAGAGCGAUAGCCUGUACAAAGUACGAGAGCAUUUCGCUCUGGGCAGGGCGUCAGUUAGAAUGGAACAGAAUGGAACGGAGGGAAAUGAGAUCUGACGCAGUGUCAAGCUGUGAUGGAAUGCACAUUGAUUGCCCCUUGAGAACAA